Messenger RNA from Chaetomium fimeti, 1597 nucleotides. RefSeq names its product FAD dependent oxidoreductase. The transcript has 3 exons. Gene Ontology annotation, molecular function: oxidoreductase activity. Lineage: Eukaryota; Fungi; Ascomycota; Sordariomycetes; Sordariales; Chaetomiaceae. Gene Ontology annotation, biological process: retrograde transport, endosome to Golgi. The record is from RefSeq and is a predicted model, not a curated record. Bases 234 to 1565 code for a protein of 443 amino acids. Gene Ontology annotation, cellular component: cytoplasm; late endosome.
CGGCACCAGCAGCGGGCCGUCUGGGCGCUCCGAGCGGCAACUGAGCAACUGCGAAACAACAUCACUCCGAAGAGAAGCUUAGAUCUGAUCUGAAUUCGAAAUCGAAAAACCGGUACUAUCUCACAUGAGUUAAAAUCCGAGGGAGCUACUAAGAUAUAUCGCCCAAUUUAAUUAACUAGUUUUGCUUUGUAUCCUGCGACACAGCCGCAGUUGCAGCCCGAGGUGCAGCAAGGAUGGAUGCGCAGCAGAAGAGGAACAUCGUCAUUGUUGGCGGCGGCAUCAUCGGAUGCACCACGGCCUAUUACCUUACACGCCAUCCCAAGUUCAACCCGGCCUUGCACACCGUCACCCUCCUCGAAGCGACCGCCAUUGCCUCGGGCGCAUCUGGCAAAGCCGGCGGGCUAUUGGCGCUAUGGGCAUAUCCGACCUGUCUCGUACCGCUAUCAUACCGUCUACACAGGGAACUGGCAGCCGAACACAACGGCGCAAAGCGAUGGGGCUACCGCCGUCUGGGAUGCGGCAGCUUGGCUGCCGUAGUUAAAGCGAAUGAUUUAGAAUCGAGGCCAUCAAAUCCCCCGCCACCUUCAGCGAGUAACGGUACCAAUGGCGACCUCCCUAUACAAAGUGCCGUUUCAGAGGAGACGACGGGGGAGUGGGAGAAGCUCCCAAAACAAGACAGCAGGGCGGCCGGUUUACUACAAGAUUCCCCCUUGCCGUCCGACCUAGAUUGGAUCGAUGGCGGGUUAGUCCAUCAAUACGACGAGAUGGGCUCCCCAGGGUCGACCGAAACAUCCCAAGUUCACCCCUUCUACUUCACCAACGCUAUGGCCGACUUAGCAAAGGAGAAAGGGGCCGACAUCCGGCUGCGGGCUAAAGUCACCAAAAUCCACGAUACUAGGAUAGCUGGCGUGCACAGCGUCGCCUAUGAGGACCGCGAUACAGGGGAAUCACACACCAUCACCCACGUAACCGACGUCAUCGUAGCAGCGGGACCGUGGACGGGGAAGCUGAUCCCGCGGACGAGAGUCGAAGGCUUGCGGGCCCACAGCGUGGUCUACGAAGCCGACGUGAGUCCCUACGCUGUUUUUACCGAUAUCCAACUGCCAGCCGACUACAUUCCCGACCACCGCGCCGGCAAGGGCCAGAAACGACGCCAUAGGGGGAAUGUCGACCCGGAGAUAUAUGCCCGUCCCUUCGGGGAGGUGUACGCAUGUGGCGAAACCGACAACAUGAUCCCCCUUCCCGCUACCGCCGACGAGGUCUCCGUUGACCAAUCCCAAUGCGACGACCUCCUGGCCUAUAUCGCCACCGUUUCCCCCGCCCUGGCCGCCGCCCCCGUCAAGGCCCGCCAGGCUUGCUAUCUGCCGCAGCACAUCCGUUUCGGCGAGCAACGUGGCCCAUUGAUCGGCCCGACGUCUGUGCCGGGUUUGUGGGUCGCCGCGGGGCACACUUGCUGGGGGAUACAGAACGGCCCGGGGACGGGCUACCUCAUGGCGGGAAUGGUAUUUGGGGACAAGACGGAUGAGGGGGUGGGGCGGUUGGAUCCGAGGAAGUUUAAGGUUUGAGGUUGGGGGUAUCUGUUUACGUGGUUUAAAGG